Passer domesticus (house sparrow) is the source of this 1416-nucleotide messenger RNA. It is a transcript of the gene HPDL, whose product is annotated as 4-hydroxyphenylpyruvate dioxygenase like. NCBI's taxonomy places the organism in Eukaryota, Metazoa, Chordata, Aves, Passeriformes, Passeridae. Gene Ontology annotation, molecular function: 4-hydroxyphenylpyruvate dioxygenase activity. Gene Ontology annotation, biological process: aromatic amino acid metabolic process. The record is from RefSeq and is a predicted model, not a curated record. The transcript has 2 exons. The coding region runs from base 132 to 1310 and encodes 392 amino acids.
CGGCCGGCCCGCAGCGCCCGGGCCGUGCCCGGCCCGCCGUGCCUGGUGCAUGCCGGGGCGGAGCGAGCUGAACCGCCCCCGCGCCGGCCGCCGUCCCCUUCGCCCGCAGCCUUGACCCCGCCUGCCCAGCCAUGGCAGCCUCGCUGAGCCGCCCCUGCUUCAUCUCCCUCCACCUGCCCUACAGGCAGGGCUGGGGCCAGCACCUGGCCAACACCUUUCGCUUCCAGCCAGUGGCCGUGCGGGAGACGCCGCGUGUCCGGCAGCUGGCCUUGCGACGGGAAUCUGCCAUCUUCCUCGUCAACGAGCGCCUGGCGCCUGCCAGCACCUCAUCCCGCGACUUCCUCUACGACGUAGAUCCCCAGCCCACCCUGGGCACGGCCUCCAACGUCUGCUUCGAGGUGGAUGAUGUGCCGGGGCUCUGCAAGCGGCUGCAGAGCCAGGGGUGCUCCUUGCUGGUGCCCCCCACGGAGCUGAGUGAUGACGCCGGUUCUGUCACCUACGGCGUGGUGAGCUCUGUCGUGGGCAACAUCAGCCACACCCUUUUGGACCGAUCCUGUUACCGGGGACUCUUCCUGCCUGGCUUCCAGCCCAUCCAAGGAGCCCCCUCAGCCACAGGGGAUGGGAUCAAGAUCACUCACUUUGACCACAUCACGUACGUCUGCCCCCGGGGCGGGGCCCGGGCGGCUCUGGACUGGUACCAGCGCUGCUUCGGCUUCCACCGCUUCCUGCUGAACCCCCGGGAGCGGCCGGCUGAGGGGUAUGUGCUGGGGGGGCAGGGGGUGGGCAUGCUGCUCCUCGCACUGCAGGGCGCCCAGGGCACCCCAGCCCACGGCUGCAAACUGGUCUUUGCAGAGUCCCUCUCCCAGAACGGCACCAACCAGGUUGACACGUUCCUGGAGCAGCACGGUGGGGCUGGCAUCCAGCAUGUUGGCCUCUGCACCACUGACAUUGUCGGCACGACCAGGGCUCUGCAGCAGCGGGGGGCACGGUUCUUCACACCCCCCACCACGUAUUACAGCCAGGGGGGCAAAGCAGAGGAGAUCCGAGGAGCUGGGCAGGACCCCCACAAGCUGGCAGAGCUUGGCAUCCUCCUGGACACCACAGUGCCUGGGGACAAGGGCCGGCCAGGCUCUGAUGCCACAGAGAGCCCCUCUCGGGAAUAUUUGAUGCAGAUCUUCACCCAUCCCAUCUUCUCUGAGGAGACCUUCUUCCUGGAGCUCAUUGACCGUCGGGGAGCGCCCGGCUUCGGGGAAGGCAAUAUCCGGGCGCUGUGGAAAGCCGUGCAGGUCUACAUGGACCAGCAGCACUAGUGCAACGCUGCAGUCCUCCUCCCUCAGCUCCCCAUCUUCUCCAGUCCAGCCCCGGGGCAAGGACCGUAGAGAUCCCAUCCCUGGCAUGGCCCAGGUGAGCAGGGAC